AUUCACACGAUAAAAAUAAUAUUCGCAUUGAAAAUUUCUCAUACAGCAUCCACUUUUGGCCCAUCCGCGGUUCCGUGGCAAGGCGGCGGAGCGUCCCUUGCUCAGUCUUCCUUUGUUGUUCCCACUUCCUUUCGCCGAAGCCGUGAAAAUGAAGGUUGGAUUGUGCGUGUACAGUGGGUACAAAAUCUACCCCGGCCAUGGCAAAACCAUGGUCAGGGUUGAUGGCAAGUCCUUCACUUUCCUCAACUCAAAAUGCGAGGCUGCCCACAAAAUGAGGAGGAAUCCCCGUAAGGUCACAUGGACUGUUCUGUACAGGCGUAAGCACAAGAAGGGCCAGGAAGAAGAUGUUGCCAAGAAGCGUACCCGCCGUACCCAGAAGUUCCAGAGGGCUGUUGUAGGUGCCACCCUUACUGACAUCUUGGCCAAGAGGAAUAUGAAGCCCGAAGUGCGAAAGGCCCAGCGAGACCAGGCUAUUCGUGCCGCCAAGGAGUCCAAGAAGGCUAAGGCAGCAACAGCCAAGAAGGCCCCCGCAGCCAAGGCCAAGGCACCCCCUAAGCCCAAGGCUGCCAAGGUAACACAGAAGAGUGCUCCCCGUGUCGGUGGCAAGCGAUAAACACCAAUAAAUUAAGUGAUCAAC
This is a messenger RNA of Thrips palmi, 637 nucleotides long. It is a transcript of the gene RpL24, whose product is annotated as 60S ribosomal protein L24. Lineage: Eukaryota; Metazoa; Arthropoda; Insecta; Thysanoptera; Thripidae. Gene Ontology annotation, cellular component: cytosolic large ribosomal subunit. The transcript has 5 exons. Gene Ontology annotation, molecular function: mRNA binding; structural constituent of ribosome. The record is from RefSeq and is a predicted model, not a curated record. Bases 149 to 613 code for a protein of 154 amino acids. Gene Ontology annotation, biological process: cytoplasmic translation.